AACAUAUAACAAGCAUGACAAGGAAUGAUUAAAUCCAACAGCAGAGGCGGAGCUUUCCACGAAAACUCAUCGAGGAGGCGGCGGCGGCGGAACGGAAGAGGUGGUGCACUAGUUUGCACUUCGGCCGGCGGAAUCGGAAGAAGUCAUCGCCGGCAUGGGCCGCAAGAAGAAGGAGCGGCGCGAUGGAAAUGCGAUGCUCCGGAGAGUCGUGUGUUUUGACGAGAAGAAUCGACGGGAGUUCUUGACAGGGUUUCACAAACGUAAGGUUGAAAGGAGGAAAGCAGCUGUGGAGGAAAUAAAGCGCAAAUUGAAGGAAGAAGAAAAGAAGAUGAAAGAAGAGAGACAUAAAGAAUACAUGAAGAUGUUGAAGGAGAGAGAAGAAGCCUUAGAGGAAGCUGAUGAAUUGGAACAUCUAGUGACAUCUCGAACAGAAUCGGUGAGCUAUGAUCACCCAAAUCAUACUGUCACUGUUACUACCAUCAGUGACCUGGACCUUUCUGGUGAUCGUGUGCUGGGGCUAAAUGAGAAAGAAAAUACUGACCUGGAAGGAGAAGACGCCUUGAAUACAUGUACAUUGCCUAAGAAAGCUAGAGAUCCUCUUCUGUCUGAGAGAAUUUCUUCCCUCACUGCUUCUCUGCAUUCCCGUAGUCAGAAAAAGGGGAAAAGAAAACAGAUCAACCACAAACAAGGAGUAAAGAACAGAGGCCAAAAGAUAAGAACAGGACGAACAAGCAAGUCCCAGCGCCGGAAAAUGACAGGCAAAAGGAGACAUGUCCAAGACUGAAAGGCUGACUUGGACUGUUAAACUGCUAAUUGGCUUGGAGAACACAGUCUUCUGCUCAGGAUUGCAGAAGAGAGGUGAUAUUUGGUAUUCCAGGAACUAAGAAAUGUUGAGCCUGUACAAGCAAGCCUAAUCUUGGUUUGUGUAGGUCUCCUGCUGGGAAGGACCUCUCUCAUUACCUUCCCUUAUUUCAGUGGACAAAGACUUUUUUUUCCAGAGAUAAAUUAGAUCCCUGAUUAAUAUCAUGUUUCCCAAGAUUGGGGAAGGCUGCAUUUAUAAUUGUAUUCUGGUUGUUAUCUCCAUACAAUAUCAUUUCAUGUAUUGGAUUCAGAAAUAGAAACAGGUAUAAAAGAAUAGCCAUGGACAACCAGGUGUUCUCAACUUGUUGGGACAAACACCCAAAUAUUGUGCAACACAUCUGUCAAGUAUCAAGUUGGGUAAGGCUGGCACAGAUAAUAGCAAUAUUUUCUUCUUGCACAUUUUUUUUACUAUUAUUCAUGUUAAUUCUCAUCUCUUGAUGAGAAAACAUGUUUGUCAUAAAUUCUUGUGACAUUUUCAAACAAUUACACCACUACUCAUAAACAAGCAUUGAAGAUAAAAGUAGCUGUUAACUUUUUGAAAAUUUUUUGCUCUCGUGGCAAAACAUAGAAGCUGCCACCAUUCCCAGAAUAACUUGUUAGUGCUCACAGGAAAUGAAUAUAUGGAAACAGUGGGAAUGAAUCUGUAUCUCCACUUAAAAGCCCCAUACUUGAUCUAUUAGCUGUCAGAGAUUUUUUUUAAAUGACCAGGAUCCAAAUGCUUUUUAGGUGGAUCCAUAACUCUUCAUUUUAUUUUUCGUUCUGAAAAGUCCCUCUCACAAAGGGUUGGCUCUGUGUCUGAGCAUCAUUUAAUUAUAGUACAUUUAAAUGUUAGGGCUUCUAUCAACAACAUUUUUAAUUCCUGAAUUAGAUUUCCAGAUCAAGAAAAUUUAUUGGAUGUACUUUUUUGCCCAUCCAGCAAAAAGGAGAGGAGGCAGGAAGAGGAUUUUCUGUAUUAUGUUCUAACAGCAGCCUAGAAAACUGGGGAGAAAGCCAAUACAGAUGCUGUUGCUUGUAUCCUGGCAAUAAUCACACCAAGCCAAAAUAUUUCUGAUCUACUUAUAAUUGGUAACAGAGCCCAGAACAACAGAGAAAUAAUGCAUUAUGAUGGUGAAAACGAAGGGAAAGAGGGAGAGGUGAGACCUAGAGGUCAAGCUGUAUAUGUGUCUUGUGGCCUCAGUCAUGUGAGGACUUUGAAAGGCAGCACUUGCUGGAUAAAGUAUUUUUGCUCCUUUUCUUUGAAGGGUAAAUGACAGAAACACUAGGUUCAUGGGUGGUUUCCUCUUUGGGUGAGGGGGUAGGUGAGGGAGGAGGGUAUGUUUUCUGAUUUCUCAGCUAUUGGAAAGCCCUCACUCAAUAAAUGGGAUGAUACAAUCUUUUAAAGAAGACACUUGCAUAUCCAAAUCCAGCUUUGGCAAAUGUGCCAAUUUCUAUCCUACACAGACUGGCAUAGCCUAAUGUCAAUGCUCCACGCACAAGGAACCUUUCAUUUGGAUUGCUGCAAUGAAUUCUUCAUAAAGCUAUCUUGAAGUCAGCCCCGAAGCUGUAACUGGUGCAGACUACAUCUCCUAAUGCAGUGGUUCUCAACCUUUCUAAUGCCGUGACCCCAUAAUACAGUUCCCCAUGUUGUGGUGACCCCCAAGUGGGUGUGGCCACCAAUAAGAGGGAGUAGGACAGCUAGGGAAAAGGGAACAAAAUGGUGGACAGCAUGGUUUGGCGACCCCCAUGAAAAUGGUCGUUCGACCCCAAAUGGGGUCCCGACCCACAGGUUGAGAACCACUGUCUAAUGAUUAAGAGAGGAGGAUAUAGAGUCCAUAUCACGCUAGUCCUGAAAGUGUCACACUGGUUGUGAUUACUGGACUGUAUUUCAGGUGCUGAGAUUAAUUUGUAAAGAUCCAAGUACUUAAAAGAAUACCUCCUUCAACACUGUCCAAAUUUGCAUUACAAUCAUGUGGGGAGGCCUUGUGAGGUCCUGUUAGUGGAUUUGGUUAAUAGUAUGAUGGCUAUCUUUUUGUAAAUCUUGGAAAAUCACUAAGGCAACCUCUGCCCAUUUUAUGCUAGCAAUCUGCUUCCCCUGACCAUUGGAGUUGGUGGUGAACCCUACAGUGAGUGUGUCACCCUCCAAUAUCAUGUUGGAACAGAGAAUUGAAUCAUGCAGUUCAUCACCAGGAACAUGGUGGCGCCUCACUUAUAUUGGAUACUUAAUAUAAAAUGAUUAACUGCUAUGUCUAAGUGGACUUUGGUCAUGCAAAAUACUCUAGGAUUAAACAUAGUAGAAACAAGCAUCAGAAAUGAAUUGUUAGCAGGAAUAUCAUCUUGGAACUAUUCCCUCAACAUUUUAAACCAUACAGGCAACCCACUGUCUCUAGCAAGUAUGGUUAAUGGGAGUUAGUCCAAACAUUUGGAGACCAGGUUGCUAACUUUGCUCUGAAGUACAAACAACUGCCAGAUAGCUCAGCCCCACUUCUAUAACAGGGAUUGCAGGAAGGAGAAACAGACAAGCGGGAGGAGGGAUUUAGAGAGCUCUGCUGGAUCAGACCAAUUUCAGCAUCUUGUAUUAUUCCAUCAGAUGUUCAGUAACGAAGACAUGAAGUUUAUUAUUAAUAUUCUCACUGUUUUCCAGUGGACAGCAUUGAAUGGGUGGUUGCCUUUGAUCCUAAUUUCCAGAGAGCAUAUGUACCUUGACAUAGAAUUUUUGCAUUUAUUCCCUGCCGCCUUUGAAGAUCCCCCACCCCAUUAAAUGAAUAUAUAGACCAUUCUCUAUCCUGAUGCCAUCCAGAUGUGUUUGGAUUCUGGCUUUAGAAUUUUCAGCCAGUAUGACCAAGAUGUAUGAAGGAAGAUGCCAGACUGGAGAUGGCUGCUACAAUGGUUGGUAUUCUUAGAUGAGAUUAAGUUCUAAUGUGGCUGGUUUGAUUUUGGCUUUGUCUGUAGUAUGAGCAAAUACUUAAUGGUGGAAUUGCUUGUAAUGUUUUUAUGACUAGGUAUUUUUUUCUCUGCUACUACAGCCUACAAUGGCAGGGUUUAUCUUCAUUUGGCUUGCUACAUCUGGGGGCCAUCCAUAAUUACUGUAAAUGUACUUAAAUGUGCAACAGAUUAGUUUUUCCUACUAAUAGGCAGAAGAGUAAGCUUGGGUGGUCUAGAAAGAGAUGCUUAAGCUUUGUUUUAAUCAAAAUUCCCCUUGUGCAGAAAGAAAAGAAACAUAAUCCUGAUUAAUGAAGAUCCAACGAGAGAUACUUAAGAAAGGUUUUCAAGGGAGAGAUAGACUGAGAGAAAAGGAAGAUGUUGCUAAAUUAUAAUAAUGCUAAAUUGUAUGUGAGAAAUGAAAAAAAAGACUUAUAAAUAUUGAGAUAAUUGCAAUAAAAUCUACCUUAUCAAUCAA
Messenger RNA from Crotalus tigris (Tiger rattlesnake), 4237 nucleotides. It is a transcript of the gene NOL12, whose product is annotated as nucleolar protein 12. Gene Ontology annotation, cellular component: nucleolus. Bases 155 to 784 code for a protein of 209 amino acids. The transcript has 6 exons. Lineage: Eukaryota; Metazoa; Chordata; Lepidosauria; Squamata; Viperidae. Gene Ontology annotation, molecular function: RNA binding. The record is from RefSeq and is a predicted model, not a curated record.